AUGGAUAUGGAGUCUUGGAAGUUUCUCAGAAGCGUUUGCAUACUUUCUUUCCUCCUUGGCUCUGUCUUUGUCUAUCAAAGCCUUCAUGUUGUUGUUACUGCUCAAGAAGACACAAAACCAACCGUGACUCUGCAAGUAAAUGCUUCUAACGCAGCUGGACGACUCAUCCCUGAAACGCUGUUUGGAAUAUUCUUCGAGGAGAUUAACCAUGCUGGUGCUGGUGGGUUAUGGGCUGAACUUGUUAGCAACAGAGGGUUUGAAGCUGGUGGGCAGAACACACCGUCGAAUAUCUGGCCUUGGUCCAUUGUUGGUGAUCAGUCGUCCGUAUAUGUAGCUACGGACCGUUCGUCGUGCUUUGAACGCAAUAAGAUAGCAUUGAGAAUGGACGUGCUCUGUGAUAGCAAAGACUGUCCAUCAGGAGGUGUUGGAGUUUAUAACCCUGGUUACUGGGGCAUGAACAUUGAAGAUGGAAAGAAGUACAAGGUGACGUUUUAUGUGCGUUCGAGUGGUGAUAUCGAUCUCUCUGUGUCGUUGACGAGCUCGAAUGGAUCGUUGACUCUUGCUUCUGAAAAGAUCAUAGCUUCUGCUUCUGAAGUUUCGAAAUGGACUAAAAAGGAGAUACUUUUGGAGGCAAAAGGAACAGAUCAUGGUGCAAGACUUCAGUUAACAACAACCAAGAAAGGGUCAAUAUGGAUUGACCAAGUCUCGGCCAUGCCUGUGGAUACUUACAAGGGACAUGGUUUCAGAAAUGAUCUUUUCCAAAUGAUGGCUGAUAUAAAGCCCCGUUUCAUCCGGUUUCCAGGUGGUUGUUUUGUGGAGGGUGAAUGGUUAAGUAAUGCAUUCCGCUGGAAAGAAACCGUAGGACCUUGGGAAGAGAGACCAGGCCACUUUGGUGAUGUUUGGAAGUAUUGGACCGAUGAUGGCCUUGGUCACUUUGAGUUCUUUCAAAUGGCAGAAGACAUUGGCGCAGCCCCGAUAUGGGUGUUUAACAAUGGGAUUAGUCACAAUGACGAAGUUGAAACUGCUAGUAUCAUGCCCUUUGUUCAAGAAGCACUUGAUGGUAUUGAGUUUGCUAGGGGAGAUGCUAAUUCUACAUGGGGAUCGGUUCGAGCUGCAAUGGGACGCCCUGAGCCUUUUGAACUGAAAUAUGUUGCUAUUGGGAAUGAGGAUUGUGGAAAGACAUACUACAGAGGAAACUAUAUAGUGUUCUAUGAUGCUAUCAAGAAAGCCUAUCCAGAUAUCAAAAUCAUCUCCAACUGUGAUGGAUCAUCUCAUCCGCUAGACCAUCCUGCUGAUUACUAUGACUUUCAUAUUUACACUUCUGCUAGCGGUUUGUUUUCCAUGUACAAUCAGUUUGACCGCACAUCACGAAAAGGUCCAAAGGCUUUUGUCAGUGAAUAUGCUGUGACUGGCAAAGACGCUGGUACAGGAAGCCUGCUUGCUUCUCUCGCAGAAGCUGCAUUUCUCAUUGGUCUUGAAAAGAAUAGUGACAUUGUGGAAAUGGCAAGCUAUGCACCGCUCUUUGUCAACACAAACGAUAGACGGUGGAACCCUGAUGCAAUAGUCUUCAAUUCCUCUCAUCUAUAUGGAACUCCUAGCUAUUGGGUCCAGCGGUUCUUUGCAGAGUCAAGUGGAGCAACUCUCCACACUUCAACACUCCAGGGCAGUUCUUCUUCUAUCGUCGCAUCCGCAGUUUCUUGGCAAAACAACGGCAAAGACUACAUACGGAUUAAGGCUGUAAACUUUGGAGCUACGUCAGUGAAUCUGAAAGUGUUGGUAACGGGACUGGAUCCGAACGUGAUGAGAGUUUCGGGAUCAAAGAGGACAGUACUUACAUCAAGCAAUGUGAUGGAUGAAAAUUCCUUCACGCAGCCGGAGAAGAUUGUGCCACAUGAAAGCUUGCUAGAGAUGGCAGAUGAGGAUCUGAGUGUUGUUUUGUCGCCACAUUCUUUCUCAUCAUUCGAUUUGUUGAAGGAAUCUGCCACCAAGAUAAGAAUGCCAGUUUCUCAUUCUUCUUCUUCCUAUCAGAAAACUCCCACUAAGUGA
Messenger RNA from Microthlaspi erraticum, 2046 nucleotides. NCBI's taxonomy places the organism in Eukaryota, Viridiplantae, Streptophyta, Magnoliopsida, Brassicales, Brassicaceae. The record is from the annotation of a GenBank genome assembly.